Molecule: messenger RNA, 4395 nt
Organism: Conger conger (European conger)
Lineage: Eukaryota; Metazoa; Chordata; Actinopteri; Anguilliformes; Congridae
Product: major intrinsically disordered Notch2-binding receptor 1-like
Exons: 4
Coding region: 294-2975 (893 amino acids)
Biological process (GO): negative regulation of TOR signaling; negative regulation of cell population proliferation
Cellular component (GO): plasma membrane
Source: RefSeq, a predicted model, not a curated record
CAGCUCCGUUUCACCGAGCUCGGACACUGAAGUCGGGAGAGAAUCAGCUCCCGGGUGAAAACACCGCUGUUGCGAGAGGUGGAGUUCUGUAAGCGGAGCCGUUGUAAAAUAAUGCGUAAAAAAGGCGUGCACAUGGAGUGUACAAGCAACGGAAUAAUGCACACUCGUUAACUUUGCUCUGCCGGUAGGUUUGUAGUAGAUGUUUUUUUUUUCAUCACAGCAUUCAUGAUUGCAGAUGAGACGGCGCAUAAGGGAACAAGAUUGCUGAUGAAGUGAAGGAAAGACAACCAGACAUGGAUCCAGAGUACUCGCUCUUCCUGCACAGGAUUCUUGAAGAGUUGGACACGAAGUACAGCACGGUGUCAUACCAGGACCUGUGCAAGUCCCUGUGCAGCAGGUUUGACCUGGCCCACCUGACCAAGCUGCGCAGCCUGCUGUUUUACAUGGCCUGCCUGGAUCCCAGCUUCCCCGCCACCCUCUUCAGGGACAAGAUGAGGUGCUCCGGGGACAGCCAGCAGUCCAAGAAGCUGACGGUGGCGGCGGACAUCGUCACCAUGUUCAACCUCAUUCAGAUGAACGGCGGGACGAGCGUGGACAAACUUCCCUCCUCGCACCGGCCCAAAGUCCACAAGAACCAAUCCUUUGAGUCCUGCCGCUCGGACAGUGACGUGUACAGGUACUCAGGCCGUGAUAGGUCCCUUGACUUCCUGGAUGCCGGGGCCCCUCCCCCUUCAAGAGCCUCUCCUUGCCCUAAAUCGGACUGCAACGGCUGUCAGCACUUCAUUCCAGCCCCAAACCACAGCCUCCUCCGAGGAGCCCGCGGCGAUCUGAAGUGCAGAGCGGCAUCUCUCGACAAACUGCAGCACCUCCCUCAGCACCUCCCUCAGCAACUCCCUCAGCAACUCCCUCAGCACCUUCUGCAGUACGGCGGCGACCGCUCUCCCUCCCCCUGCGACAUGCAGAGCACCUACUUCCCCACGGACAUCGACAGCGAGUCCACCACUGACGCCGACUCCCUCAACCCGGCCAUCAAGGAGACGCUGGUGUCCUCCUCCGCGGAGCCCUUCGCCUUGCACUCCUGCGUCCAGAAGAGGAACAUCUUCAAGGAGGACUUCCACAACCUCCCAACUUUCACGCCGCAGGUGAUCACCACCGACUCCACGCCCGGGGUGCAGUCGGGUGGAGGGUACCCGCAGCGCGAGCUGCGUAAACCCCCCAACUUCUUCAACCACAGCUUUGAGCUUCCGUACAGCAACCCUUACAGCGAGCCGGCCCACUCUCCCUGCCCAGAGGCCCGCCGAGCCAAGCACGAGAGCCUGGACGACCUGCAGGCCUCCACCUACUUCGGUCCGACGCCAGUUACCGAGUGUGCCGGUGGCAGGAGGACGCCUGGGAAACCGGGCCGGCAGCCGGCCUGGCCAAUCAAGAGCCUGAGCCUGAACACCGAAGAGGGGCCGGAUUUCGAGCGCUCUUUCCUGAAGCAGCCCAGGAACGAGCGGCGGCAUGCCGGUGGCAGCCUGGAUGAUGAGCGCCAUUAUCAGGCCGGCAAGGAGCAGCCGGCCGUCUCGCCCUCCACUUUCGGAGCCAAACCCUCCGGGCCCAAAACCAAGGAUGCCAGCUCCAUGGCUGGAGGAGUGGGGGCGGACAGGAGAGAAGCCAUGAAGAGAUUCAAAGACAAAAGCAUCAACUGCACAUCUCUCCAGGGCGGGGGCGUGGAGAACAUGCUCAGUGUGGGCACGCAGACAGAGAACUACGACCGCCGGCGACUGAGAGACAUCAUGAGCCUCAGCAAGUAUGGCGAGAAGCACCCUUUCUCCCGCUCCGAGGACGACAGCGACGACAUCAGCGACAUAUUCCGCUUCCUGGACGACAUCAGCGUGUGCGGCUCCACGGGGGUCAUCCAGUCGUCCUGCUACAACAGCGUGGGUUCCCUCUCGCAGCUCGCCAAGUCGGACGGCGACAGCUCACCCGAGCAGAGCAACGCCAAGAAGGGCGCCAAGAAGCUGGAGCGGCUCUUCCACUCCCUGGAGAGCACGGACGACGAGCUGAAGUCCAGCGUGUGCAAGCUGGUGCUGCGCAUCGGGCAGAUCGAGCAGAAGCUGGAGUCCCUGUCCGGGGUGCGCGGGGAGAUCUCGCAGGUCCUGUCCAAGCUCAAUAAGCUGGACCAGAAGAUCCAGGAGCCGGAGCCCAUCGGGAGGAAGAAGGAAAUGGCCCUGCCCAGUGGGCUCUGCCUGGACAUUGACCCCUCUUCCGGAGCCUUCCGCUGCCACACCACCGGGCACGUGUCCAAGGGCGACGGCAAGGCCGAGUGGUGCUGCUUAGACGCCAGCGCGGCGGGGAGCGAUAGCGGGCGCGGCAGGUCGCUGAAGAGGGGUCUGUUCUCGCGACGGUCGUCCCGCUGCCUGACCGAGGACAGCGCCACGGAGUCCAAAAUCGCCAGCAUUUCCAACUCGCCACGCGACUGGCAUCCUGGGACCAGCGAGGAAGGGAAGGAGAAGGAACGUGAUGCCAAAGACCGACACCGCAAACAGAAAGAGGUACAUGCAGGGGUGCCGGGCUUUGACCUUUAUCCGCAGAUGGACCGGUCCAAAGUGCCCAGGGACUCUUACCUGAUAGAGCAAGUGUUCAGCCCGCCCCCCUUUCCCCAGUCCAUCAAACCCCACAUGAAGGGCAGCCCUCUGUACACCGACCUGCGUCUGAGCGAACUGCCCGAGGGCAAGAGGACAGCGCCGCCCUGGGGCCUGGACCAGAACAAGCUCACCGCCCUGGACCUGCAGACACAGGACUCCCUGAAUCCCAACAACCUGGAGUAUUGGAUGGAGGACAUCUACACGCCGGGCUACGACUCCCUGCUGAAGCGCAAGGAGGCCCAGUUCAGGAGGGCCAAGGUGUUGAAGAUCGGAGCCCUGGUUGUUGCGGCCGCCUGCACUGUGAUCUUGGUAAUUGUAGUUCCUAUCUGUACCAUGAAGUCAUGAAGAGGCUUACCAACUGGUUUAAUGUUCUAGUCUUACAGGCUGGUUUAAUGGUCCGUUCUAACAAACUGGUUUAAUGGUCCAGUUUUAGAAUCCAGUCUUUCAAACUGGUUUAGCGGUCCAGUCUUGCGAACAGGCGAAAUGGUCCAAUCUUAGGAACUGGUUUAAUGGUCCGGACUUACAAACCUGUUGAAUGGUCCAGUUUUGCAAACAGGUUAAAUGGUCCAAUCUUGGGAACUGGUUUAAUGGGCCAGUCUUACAAACUGGUUUUAUAGUCCAGUCUUACAAUCCAGUCUUAUGGUCCAGUCUUACAAACUGGUUUAGUGGUCCAGUCUUGCAAACUUGUUUAUGGUCCAGUCUUAUAAACUGGUUUAAGGGCCAGUCUUGCAAACUGAAAAGUGACUUAACUGGUCAAAGCUGGGGGCUUAAAAAAGUUUAAUGUGCCAGCGCUGCUGGUCCUUUUAUACCAUGCUGAAUGAUGUGCGUUAUACUCUUUGAGGUGGAGGUGGAAAAUGUUAAGAUAUUCAAAUGAUUUUGUUGUUGUGAGUAUUUGAUUCUUUAUUAUUGUAUUUGACCAACAAUUUAUGUUGAAUGGAAUAAACACAUUCUUCUGAAACACAUGACUUCAUAUACCUUGUAUAGCAGUGUUUGUUUUUCUUUAAUUUAGCAAGAGAUGCAUUGUACAGGAAUUUUAUCUCCUCGAGGGUUACUUUCUUAGUUGUUGAGCACUUUCAUUUUUUAUUUGAAUAGAGUGAUAUUCAGUUGUGCAAUUAAGUGUUAUUUUCAGCGAAUUAACUGACUGAUGUAUGUGGAAAGCACCAUAAUAUAACAAAGCGUUGCUUAUCCUCACCAUUGUAAGUUUCCACUCACCACUCUUAGUUUCAUGGAAAUUGUAUUUUGAACUGCCCAAUCCGACUGUAGAGUACAGGAGGUUUUUUGUUUGUUUUGAGUCAGGUUUUAUCUGAUUGGGUAAAUUCUUGUCCAUGAAUCUAUUCUUGAAGUUGUUCCCUCCCACCAGUGAGUGCUGUUUAUCAGAGAUUGAGUGUCUAUUUGAUUCCAUUUGAGAGUAUCUACUGCUCCGACCCGUCUGAGUCCAAGACAAAAUGCCUCUGCUUCACAGCAAUGCAUCUGUAACAUCAGUCUCCUCUGGGGCCUUACGAACUCUUACGGACCACCUGUUGCUUCAAGCCCUCCAGCUACAGUCCUGCUCUUACCCUCACAUCUACAGGAGCCUAUGGCUUGGGGGAAGACUCUAUGGGUCUGGAUGUAAAUAUGUUUACUGGGGAGCUGUCAUUUUGGGCAGUUCUGUCAUUGCCAUUGAAACUGCGGACUGAUGGUGAUGUAUGAUGUUAUGGACAGGACCUGCCAUGUCAACAGCAGUGACCCUGAGACCCAAUAAAACGAUAAAACGGCAUUGUUCUUA